AUGGACCACGGUGGCAGCCGCCGCCAGAAGGUUCCUGCCAAACCUCUCAAUGGAACAAGGCAUACCGAUGGUGACAAGGUGCCGGCUACAUCCAGAAUCGCCUCUACCCCUCUCGAAUGGGAUACCAACCCCUGGACAGCUCUUCCCGACCAGGGAUCGGGGUGGGAUAAUCCUUACCAUAGUGAAUCUUAUGACUCUCAAGCCAACGAUAAAAUCGCGCUUUGGUUGCGCGGUAUAGAAGCAGCAGAAAAAGGUGAACGGUUGCCCACGAUGGAGGAGUUCUUGGAGGAGCGAGAGAGAGCACAACAAGCAUGGCACGAGAGUGCCGGCGACGGUUGGGGCGACGUCGAUCCGGGAUGGCAUAUUCCCGAAAACGGGUGGACGCGGGACCAGCCCACGUUACCAACGGCCCAAGCCCAGCAAUCGAAAAGGUAGCGGGGUUGGCUCUCCGCGCGCAUACGCGAAAAGGGAGGAUCACAACUCACCGCUGAGGGGAACGACGGCCGUCCCAGUGGCGUUUCCUUCUGAAAAACGCUCGCCUGUGAGGGUAAUGCCCAAUCGCCGGCGAGAUAGUAAAGGACGACCUUUGAAUCCUUGAACAAUCUUGCUCUUCCGGGACCGUACUAUCAGCUACCAUGCUAUUUCUCGACAGCUUCAGACGGAAGCCAAUCCUCCGGGCUUCAGUUAUUAUUACCUAUGCAUGCUACGAUGCAUUU
This is a messenger RNA of Punctularia strigosozonata HHB-11173 SS5, 716 nucleotides long. RefSeq lists its product as uncharacterized. NCBI's taxonomy places the organism in Eukaryota, Fungi, Basidiomycota, Agaricomycetes, Corticiales, Punctulariaceae. The coding region runs from base 1 to 435 and encodes 144 amino acids. The transcript is spliced from 3 exons. The record is from RefSeq and is a predicted model, not a curated record.